GAGACACAACAGGCGGUGAAUCGAUGGAGAUGUCGAGAGAUGCACCAUACGGUGCUGAUCUCGAGACUCAGAAAGAUAUGGAUACUGACAGCAAUAUCACGGGCCCAGCAGCCACCAGUAGCAGGAUAGACAUUAGACCGAAUGCUGGGGUUAAAAAAUCCAAAGGUAAACCAGAGUCGGAUCGCAAAUCUGUCACGUCCUCUUCUAGCACUAGAGGACAGGCUAGGAAGACGAAAAAACAACCACCCGGUAGCCAACAGAAGCGAAGACGCACACCAAGUACUGAGGGCGACAGAAAGUCUAUCAAAUCCAAUGCAAGUAAUCAGAGGGUAGCUGGUAGGACGCGUAGUAUUACUAGCAUAUCGUCACAAAAGAAAAGAAACAUCUCCGCAGAAAGAGGGGGUAAAACGCCUUCUAUAAAAUCUAAGAAGGAAGACAAGGCUCUUUCUAUAAAAUCGGUACAGUCGAAGACUUCUGUAAAAGAUGUUCCAGGCAAUACUAAGUCUUCUAUCGAUGUUGGUGAGAGUAAGAAACAUGCAGUUGAGGAACCGAUGAUAAACGUAAAAGUAGAAAAAACAGCUGAGAAUGAGGGAGUUGACGAUGAACCAGAGACGGUGAAAAUUGAGGAUACACCAAAAGUAAAAUUAGAGGAUGAACCCAAAGCUGAGCUUGACAGUACACAUGAUGAAUCCUUUGCUAGUUCGACCAUGUCAAAAUACUCUGACGAAAAGGACACUACUGGUAAAGAGGAAACAGAAGAGCUGCUGGAGGUAGCUCCAGCAUUCAAGCCACCUGUAAGUGAGAGUGAUGAAGUAGAAGACGAAGAAGAAGAAUCUGAGGGAGAAGAAAGUGAAACAACAAAGGAGGAAAUUCCUAAACCUAAAGAGGAAACAGAAGCAGAAACAGAAGCAGGAACAGAAGCAGAAACCGCAGAAGAAGAAGCAGAAGAAGAAGUGGAUGAGAAAAAACUGGAACUGGAGCAUGAAGAGAAAGACCAACCGACUAAAGAGCCAGUUACAGUGAAAACUCAGAAGCACGUGACGACGAUUGUUGAACCUCAGCGCAGCAGUCGAAUGAGCAGUCGAAUGAGUAGAGGUUCCGAGUACAGCAGUUCGUUACGGAAUCGCCGGGGACUGUACGACGCCUCGCGGACUUCAACGCGGACGUCGAGUAGGCCAAGAACAACAACUACAAUGGCAGAAAACAAACCAAAGGAGAAAGCGAAAAAGACAAAGAAAUCGAAAAAAGUGAAACCUGACUGGGAUAACACGGUCAAGGACGAUUCGCCAGAUGGCAGAACAAAACAGAAGGAAUUCUUUAAAGAGGAACUUCGACGAUUGGAAGAAAGUCUUAAACGAGAAAAGUCCAAAAUCCAUCGCCCUCCAAUAAAGAAGUAUAUACCUUACACGUUUAACAACUUAGAUCCAUACUUCAACGUCCACGCAGCUAAAUAUCUGAUUGAAUUGCCGGAAGAAGUAAGACACGUGUACACGAGUCGAAGUACCGCCCUCGGGCUGUGCGACCCCGUGCAGGACUACAGGAUGGAUCACUGGGCGAAGGGCAUGGAGAAACUUCCCCAUGUGUCUAAACCAAUCAACAGACACCACGAAAUGAUGAAAAAAGAAAAGAAAAUAAAGGAGCGAGAAAGCCGCCACAAGACCCACGAAGGAAGCACGAGACUUCCCAAGUUCCCCGUGGUAACCAUGAAAACCGACGACCUGGUUACGAAACAGCUCUUCUAUAGCGACGUACCUAUGCUGAGGAGAGAACUGGAAGAGAAAUACAGCGCCAAUGCUCAGUCAAAAAUAGACGAAGACUUCAAAAGGACACAGGAGGAUUUUUACAGAAUGGAGUUAGAUAGGAUGGAUGAAUAUCAUCCUAGCAACCGGCCGCUCAUGUGUCAAGCCUACUUCGCCUACUUGUCGAACACACCUGGGUCCAGGAAAGCUAUUAACGACAUUAUGAGAGAAUACAAGAAAAGUGCCAAAGCAUAGACUUUGCUGUCGAAUUUCUUUUGCUAGUGGUCAAGCUGAGCAGUUCAAAAGAGCAAUACACAGUCCGAUUUUGUUGUUUAGCAGUGACUUUUGUGAUUUAAUUAAAACAUAUUUUUUUAAA
This is a messenger RNA of Gigantopelta aegis, 2115 nucleotides long. RefSeq names its product ABC transporter F family member 4-like. The transcript has 7 exons. NCBI's taxonomy places the organism in Eukaryota, Metazoa, Mollusca, Gastropoda, Neomphalida, Peltospiridae. The record is from RefSeq and is a predicted model, not a curated record. Bases 24 to 1994 code for a protein of 656 amino acids.